This is a messenger RNA of Racocetra persica, 127 nucleotides long. Lineage: Eukaryota; Fungi; Glomeromycota; Glomeromycetes; Diversisporales; Gigasporaceae. The record is from the annotation of a GenBank genome assembly.
UACAUCGACUGAUGAUAGUGCUAAAACUAUUAUUCAGCAAGCAUGUAUCCUAGAAGAAUCUCAAGAUGAAGAAGAUACGGAAGAAUGCAAUAAAACACAUGAAAAUAUAGUAAUAGAUUUACAGAAA